This is a messenger RNA of Phaeodactylum tricornutum CCAP 1055/1, 726 nucleotides long. RefSeq lists its product with no specific name. NCBI's taxonomy places the organism in Eukaryota, Bacillariophyta, Bacillariophyceae, Surirellales, Neidiaceae. Gene Ontology annotation, biological process: poly(A)+ mRNA export from nucleus; post-transcriptional tethering of RNA polymerase II gene DNA at nuclear periphery; transcription elongation by RNA polymerase II. Gene Ontology annotation, cellular component: transcription export complex 2. The record is from RefSeq and is a predicted model, not a curated record. The transcript is spliced from 3 exons. The annotation marks the transcript as partial. Gene Ontology annotation, molecular function: double-stranded DNA binding; RNA binding.
GCCGAGGAAGGGUCCAAGAAAGCCGGGGUCCUCUUCAUUGUUAAUGAGCUUUUCGCGAUUUACUUUCGUCUAAAUACUCUGCGGCUGUGUAAAAAUUUGCAAAAACCGGUCGAAACCCGCAAAUUGCAUACACAAGGGGUCAUGGGGCAAAUGGUUACGUACAACUACUAUGUCGGUCGACUGAGUUUGUUUGAAGAUCAGUAUGCCGAAGCGGAGUCCAAGCUGGAAUUCGCGCUAAGCAAUUGUCACAAGAAUGCGUUUCAAAACAAGCAGCGAAUUCUUCGAUACCUAGUGCCCGUCAAACUAUUUCGUGGGCGAAUGCCGAGUGGUCAACUGCUCACCAAAUACAAACUUGAUGAAUUUCUACCACUGGUGGAUGGUAUCCGUAAAGGCGACUUGCGCACAUUCAACGACGCUUUAAUUCAGUUUCAGGAUCGCUUUAUCAGGCAAGGAACCUAUCUGCUAUUGGAGAAGUGCAAGGUGGUCUGUUACCGGAAUUUGUUUCGGCGGGUGCAUUUACUUCUGGAAAAACACCAGAUAUCGCUGGUAGAUGUUGCCAGCGCACUGAAGUAUCUAGGCAUGCCAGCCGAUUUGGACGAAGUCGAGUGCAUCUUGGCCAAUCUCAUUUAUCGUGGCUACAUUCGCGGCUAUCUUUCACACGCCAAACGAGUUUUAGUUUUGAGCAAGAGGGACCCGUUUCCCAUUUCGGCUGUUGUUAAGCAAUAA